GUCCCGUCAGAUUCCCUCCCCCCGCCCCGUGUCGUCCUUCUCCGUCCCCGCCCCAUCCCUCUCCCCACCCCAGUACUAGAGGAGGAGAGCCUCUAGGCAGCAAGCAGUUCGCAGUUCCCACCCACCAAACCAACCUCCUCCUCCCCCAUCAUCCUCUUCUUGGCUUCUCCUUGUGCCUUGUUCGUCCCCAAAAGGGCAAGAGCCGACGCGAGGGAAGGGAAGCAGUAGCAGCACGAGCUACGCGGCUGCCAUCCCGCAGCUACUCCAAACAGCAACGUCCUAGCCGACGAGAGCCUCCGCCACCUACCCACCUACUCCCGCCCGUCGCCUCCGCUUGGCUUUUCGUCGAGCAGUUGGUGAGCACCUAACCCCCCUGGCCGCGGCGCGGGCGAGUAAGGCGGGCGGGGGAAGCCAACGACAGCGAGCGGAGCGGGAGAGUGUGAGCCACUGAGCCGGCGUCGUCGGCACUCGUCAGUGCUUUUUUCGGGCGCCGGAGGGGAGAUGAAGAAGCUGUACCAGGGCGGCAAGGGGCGGCGGGUGCACCCGGCGCCAGCGGACGCGGCGGCGGCGGCCGUGGCGCUGCCGGCCGCCGUGCUCGCCCUGGCCUCCGCGCUGACGGCGGAGGAGCAGGAGGUGCUGGCCUACCUCCUGUCCUGCGGCGGCGCUACGGCUGCGGGCGGCCGCCCGCGCCGCCGCCGCGGGCCCCACCCGCCGGAGAUGGGCUGCGCCUGCUUUGGCUGCUACAAGAGCUUCUGGGCGCGCUGGGAUGCGUCGCCCAACCGUCACCUCAUCCACCGCAUCAUCGACGCCGUCGAGGAGGGCGGGCCCCCGCGCCGCCCUCACCGGCGCCGGCGCCGCGGUGGUCGCCGCAGCGGCGGCGACGACGGUGCCGACGAGGACGUUGCGGAGACGGGCCCCGGUGCGGACCACCUCCCGGGCUGCGACGGCGGCGUGGGGAUGGACAUGGACAUGGACCAACACCGCCACGGCGAGUACGAGGGCGACGGCGACGAGGAGGACGAGGAAGAAGAAGGGGGCAGCAGCAUGGACGGCGACGGGGACGACGCGUCGGUGGCCAGCGAGGGCGACUGCAGCGUCGGCACCGCCGAGAAGAGCACGGUGGGGAGGCUGGUGCGCUUCAUCGGGGAGAAGGUUUGGGGCGCCUGGAACUGAUUGGGCUGCCCCACCUCCGCCGCCGCUCGCCGGUUCUUGUAGAUUAGGGGGAAGGAAGGAAGGAGACCGCCAACAAGGAGGUGGAGGUCAGUACCAGUAGUAGCUGUUUUGAUCAGGGGGCGCCUCAGCUCCACGCCCUUUCCAUCUUCUUGCUUUUGUUUCAUGAUGAAUUUCUUGCACUCUGAUGAUGAGCAUGUGAGGAUUGGAGGGUGGGGGCUAAAGAUUGGCAUUAUCCCAUCCAAUUUCUGAAUUUCACCUCUCUUCUCCCCCCACUCCAUCCUCCUCUGUACCAUAUUUUUGCUCCUUUUGUUCGGUUCAGUUUUCAGUUCAACAAUGAACUUCUUGCAAGGGAACUAUUCUGGUAUCCCUCUUCUCCUUUUC
Messenger RNA from Sorghum bicolor (sorghum), 1554 nucleotides. RefSeq lists its product as uncharacterized. The transcript has a single exon. Lineage: Eukaryota; Viridiplantae; Streptophyta; Magnoliopsida; Poales; Poaceae. The record is from RefSeq and is a predicted model, not a curated record. The coding region runs from base 502 to 1173 and encodes 223 amino acids.